Cyprinodon variegatus (sheepshead minnow) is the source of this 2121-nucleotide messenger RNA. RefSeq lists its product as uncharacterized. Gene Ontology annotation, cellular component: axon; membrane; synaptic vesicle. The transcript is spliced from 11 exons. The record is from RefSeq and is a predicted model, not a curated record. The coding region runs from base 114 to 1829 and encodes 571 amino acids. Gene Ontology annotation, molecular function: calcium ion binding; SNARE binding; calcium-dependent phospholipid binding. Gene Ontology annotation, biological process: vesicle fusion; regulation of calcium ion-dependent exocytosis; cellular response to calcium ion. Lineage: Eukaryota; Metazoa; Chordata; Actinopteri; Cyprinodontiformes; Cyprinodontidae.
AAACCAGCGGCGGAGUUCACGGCGCAAGAAAUAAGAAUAAAAUCAGGACUAAUAUCAGCAGAUAAGUGAGAGAAAACGCCAUUGCCUUCGGUGGGGAGUGAAGUCACACAGCCAUGUAUCUGAACAGGGAAGAAGAUCCCAGCAAAGGCUCAGUGUCCCUCAGUGUGUUCCUGGUCUCCCUCGCAGUGACAGUUUGUGCAGUUUGGCUGGUGGCUCUUUGUGGUGUCUGUGGUUGGUGUCAACGGAAGCUGGGAAAGAGGAACAAGUCCGGAGUGGAAGCAGCCGACACUCCAGACUCGGCACGUGGGCGAGGGGAGAAGAAAGCCAUCAAUGAUCUAGACAGAGACUUUUGGAAUAACAAUGACAGCAGCACAGUGCAGCAGAGGUGGAGCUCCUAUCCGCCCAAGGAGUUUGUACUAAACAUUUCUCCCUAUGCCCCAUAUGGAGAUCCUCGCCUCACGCUCAAUGGGGCGGUGUCAGGCGGCCAGAAGGGGGCUGCCGCUGCUGGGUGUGGGGAUGCUGGGGGGGGUCCUUAUCGCAGUGACAGCGUGAAGAGCAUGGUGACGGAAGAAGUGAAGGCUGGGAAGUGGCAGACUGUCCAGAGCCACAUGCAGGCCGGAGGAUUAAGACCUACCAACUUUGGCGAGCCAGUUUUAUCCUAUGCCUCCACUCUGGAGCACAUUCCCUCUCGGCCUCGGACGCUGCUGAGGCAGCAGAGUCUGCAGCAGCCGCUGAUCCAGCCGUCAGGGCCGGGUCUCAGCCACCCGCCUACCACGUCUCAAAGCUUGGGACAGUUACAUACUGCACCUGGGGGGGCAGGGAGAGGAGAAAGAGGCAGUAACAGUGGUGAGGUUGGGGGAGCAGGUACACGAGGCAGGGGCUCAAGAGGCGGGUCAGCGGGCGCCGCCGCUUCACGCUACAGGGGAGGAGGAACAGGAGGGCGCUCCAGAGGAAGUCCUGGCAGCUGGGAUUACGUCAUGGACCAGAUGAAGAACCGCGGUCUGGAUGUCAAGUCCUUCCUUGAAGGAAAGCUGGUGGUCCUGGCUUUGGCCAUUGGUGUUGCAGAGCAAGAUGACUUUGCCAAUAUCCCUGACCUGCAGGAAACGGCGCAGGCAGCACCAGCAGCCAAUCAGGAGCCCCCUCCUGAGAAGAGGGGGAACAAACCAGCAAACAGCCCCAAAGGUCACCCCCCCGACGCCGAUGGCCACUCCUCUGUAACCGACCUGGCAAACUCACUCACUGGAGACAUGGUGAUGUUGUCCCCCGGUUCAGAGGAUGAUGACGGUGAAGGGCCGGUCAGUGAAAAGCUGGGCCGCAUCCAGUUCAGCAUAGGCUACAGCUUCCAGAAUACAACCCUGACUGUCAAAGUGCUCAAAGGUCAGGAUCUACCAGCCAAGGACUUCUCCGGAACCUCAGACCCGUUCGUCAAAAUCUACCUGCUGCCUGACAAGAAGCACAAGCUGGAGACCAAGGUGAAGCGGAAGAACCUGAACCCCCACUGGAAUGAAACCUUCCUGUUUGAGGAUCCUUAUGUAAAGGUGUGGCUCAUGCACAAGGACAAGCGCGUAGAGAAGAAGAAGACGCCGGUGAUAAAGCGCUGUCUGAAUCCAGUUUUCAACGAGUCCUUCCCCUUUGAUGUCCCUGCCCAUGUGCUUAGGGAGACCACCAUCAUCAUCACCGUCAUGGACAAGGACAGGCUGAGCCGCAACGAUGUUAUCGGAAAGAUCUACCUAUCUUGGAAGAGCGGACCCGCAGAAGUAAAGCACUGGAAGGACAUGCUCGCUCGGCCGCGCACUAAUGUGGCCCAGUGGCACGCUCUUAAGGCCUGAUCGUUCCACCCAGCGUCCUCCAUGGCCACUUCCCAUCUCCUAUUUCCUGGCCCAGUUCUCUCUUCCCUCUUCCCGCUCCCGUCCUUAUGCACAAGACUGACUUGCUGCCAGGCUGCGAAACACGGGUACAAUUAGCCAUCUGCUCUCUUAAACCUUUAAACUCUAUUUUCUUUUAGAUUCUCUAUUUCCCUCUGAAUUUCACGCCCUAGAGCUGUUGUGUGUUUUUUCUGCAUCACCACUUUGCCAAUAGUCCCCCUGUUUCUGUCUGUCUGUCUGUCUGUCUGUCUGUCUG